CUUUCUGCAGCCGGAGGAAAUUGCAAAUUGUGUUGGUUAACGACUUUGGUUGGUUUCGGACAGGAAACAACAAAUGUUACACCGUGUUUAGAGAGAUACAAGAUACGAUUGUAAAUCGGAAGCGCUGUUAUUGUUUUGGAAAAAUAGUUAAGAAAUCUUCAGCCAGGCUAUGUACUGCCAGGAGAUGCUGCUGUUGGCCAGUUUGCUGCUGUUGCUCGGUGGUCUGCCGCAUUUGACCUCCACAACAACGACGACAACCCUUGUAGCGGCGAUGACCAUUGCCAAUCAGGAUCUGGAGCGAUACUUUCGGCCAGUCAAUGCGACGCACUCCCCUGAGGAGCGCAUUCCCGUCGACGUCUAUAACUUUGCCUUCCUCAAUUGGUCCUACGUGGACGAGAAUACCAUUUGCGAGAGUGAAUUCUCGGAGGAAAAGGCCCGCUACGGUGAGGGGAAAGUGCUCAAUGUGACAGGUCGCCUGAUCCACAUAAGUACCGCAGAUGACGAUAGCGACGAUUUCGCCUGUACACCCUAUAUACGGGGCACUCGAGGCACGCCCCUGCCCGAGAAGGGCGUACCGUGGAUAGCGCUAGUGCGACGUGGACGUUGCACAUUUGAGGAUAAGGUGAAGCAUGUAUAUCACUACAAUGCCGCCGGUGUGAUCAUCUACAAUGAUAAGCAGGUCAUGCAGCUGGAGAAGAUGCAGAUCAAAGUCAAGACUCGCAAUAUUGCCGCCGUGAUAACCUAUCAAUCAAUUGGAAUCGAUCUGGCAAGUACUGUCGACAAAGGCCACAAUGUAACCAUUUCUAUCAUCGAAGGACGUCGGGGCGUUCGAACAGUUAGCAACUUAAACCGAACCUCAGUGUUGUUUGUUUCCAUAUCAUUUAUUGUGCUGAUGAUAAUAUCGUUGGUUUGGCUAAUGUUCUACUACAUACAAAGAUUCCGUUACAUGCAGGCAAAGGAUCAGCAAUCGCGCAAUCUUUGUUCCGUCACUAAGAAGGCCAUUAUGAAAAUACCAACGAAAACGGGUAAAAUGACAGAUGAAAAGGACAUGGACAGUGACUGCUGUGCCAUAUGCAUAGAAUCGUACAAGCCUGCGGAUAUCAUACGAAUUCUGCCCUGCAAGCACGAGUUCCACAAGAAUUGCAUUGAUCCGUGGCUGAUCGAGCAUCGCACCUGUCCAAUGUGUAAACUUGAUGUACUCAAGUUCUAUGGUUAUGUGUUUCUGGGCAGUGAGGAGAGCAUACUCGAAUAUGAGCCAGAUCGAAAUGCACGUGGUUCGAAUCCCAGCGGUCAAGCGGCGAUCAGUUUAGCACAGAACUCUGUCCAGGUCCAGGCACCUGGUCCAUCCAGCGCCUUGGCCGAUCUCAUUCGCAGCCGCGACUUUGUGAUAGAUUUUCCCCGCGUCUACGUUCUCAACAGUGGCAGCGUGGUCGGCGCCCGAGAGACGCUCUUUCCGGUACGAUUGCCUGAGCGUUCCCAGAGCUCGUUAUCCCUGAGAUCGCAAGCCCGCGACUGGAUGAGUCAGAUGAGCAACAAGCUGGAGGAGCAGCAAGGAUUGCGACGUGUGCGCAAGGAUGAAAUGCAGCAGCAACUGUUGAGUGCUAGAGAUUCACAGCGACAACGUCGCUCCCGCUCCGCCGAUGGGCGCUAUGCCACAGGUUGCUUCGGUCGCCAGCGAACACCAUCGUUACAGCAGGCCCAAGGACUGGAGCAAAUGCGACGCACUAGCUCGACCCACACGUUGCAACAACUGACAGAUGCCCCAUAUGCCCAGACCCGUCAGAGGCAAAGGGAAACCUUCGACUUUGCGCGCACUCGUCGUCUCUUUAUGAGACGAGAGAGCGAUGAGAUAUCCUUGCAGUCAAUGCCUAGACGUGUCACCACUGGAGUUGGUCUUCCAAGGCCAUCAGCUCCUCCUCUGCCUAUUUCAACCAAUCCUCAGCGGGAGCAUCGAGACGCUGAAGGUGGCGAAUACAUCACCAUUCAGGUGAAUGGGGAAGGUGUGGAUCUCAAUGAAUAAAGUGAUAUGAAUAGGAUUACAAAUAAUUAUCUGUAUAGUUACGAGAAUGUAUAUUUAAUGUAAAAGUAUAUCUGUAUGUAAAUAAAGUGACAAUGGAGGUGGAAGGACGUAGAAGAUGGAACAUAAUGAGUAA
Drosophila innubila is the source of this 2153-nucleotide messenger RNA. It is a transcript of the gene gol, whose product is annotated as protein goliath. The transcript has 8 exons. The record is from RefSeq and is a predicted model, not a curated record. Lineage: Eukaryota; Metazoa; Arthropoda; Insecta; Diptera; Drosophilidae. Bases 170 to 2020 code for a protein of 616 amino acids.